Molecule: messenger RNA, 1151 nt
Organism: Engraulis encrasicolus (European anchovy)
Lineage: Eukaryota; Metazoa; Chordata; Actinopteri; Clupeiformes; Engraulidae
Exons: 5
Coding region: 22-732 (236 amino acids)
Source: RefSeq, a predicted model, not a curated record
CUCACUUGAACUCAUCAAGACAUGCAGCACUGUGCAGUUCAAGUCACACUGAACCUACUUCUACUAAUAUUUGCCGAGCAGGAUGUCUCUGCUGCCAGCUCUGCAUCCCAUGUUCUUGUGCAACCUGACGACAAUGUCACCUUGUCCUGCAAUACUUCACCAGGUGUUUCAGAAGUCGAUACGGUCACAUGGAUUCACCAGCGUGAGGAUGAGCUAAAACGGGUGAUUAACUUGGAGUAUUCAAAAGUUUUGAAAACGUACUACAUAAUAACAGGUCAAGACUCAGCAGGCCUAACUGUGGAAGACAAAUCAUGGAAUCUCGUGAUUACCAAAGUGAAUGACUCUGACUUAGGGCUGUACCACUGUCUGGUUCGAAGGGCCAAAGCUUUCAUUGCUGAAAAGAGCAUCAGGUUGACAUUCACAGAGGCAGGAGGGGAGCUGCAGGGGUCUUCUGCUGUGUACUGGGGCCUGCUCGCCUGCGUAGGCCUCGCCUCAGCCUGUCUGGGGGCCCUCCUCACCUUCGGUAUUAGUCAUCGCCUAGUGCUGGUAAAAUCAGCAACACCCAACACGGGCAAUUCUACAAAUAAUGAUCUGAAGGAUGUUGGUGUGCAUUAUGCCAGCGUGAAAUGCCAAGGCAUCAAAGGUUGGCAUCAGCCACACCGCCAGCCAGAUGUGACCUAUGCCACUGUGGCCCGUCACGGCCAUGCCAAGGGUAAUGCCACAGCUUGUUAACCCAUUUCAGCCUAAGGCACCUUGCAAAAACGCCUGCUGAAUGCUUAAGCCCUUUUUUGGGACAAGGUGCCCUCAGCCUAUAAAAACCAAAAUAUCUCUGCCUCCGAAGCACAUAGACGCAUGACAUAAAUUGCAUUUAAAAGCUAGGACCUUCCUCUUGCAUUAGAAUGUAUACAUUCAGCUCUUACACUCCCCUAUUUAUAUUAAAACAACUUAAAUCUCAAGAGCCUGAAUGCAGCGCCCAUGCAGCUCCAGGCACCUACCGGUAGGUCAAUGCAGCGUAUACACAGCUUCAGGCUUCAAUGGGUUACAUGGAUCAUAACUGAGCACUGAGCACUGAGCCGGUUAAUUUGGUUAUGGCACAGCGUGUUGAAUGGAUCAUAACUGGAAAGGUUCAUUUUUGUGAUGACUGUAUAGAA